AUGGACGGUGACACUCUAGACGUUCCUCUCCCGACUGGCGCCAACGUCUCGGUGACGUCUCUCCUUACUAGUCGUACAACGAUUGGUAGCACCUCCGAUGGCACGAGUACGCCCACGUCCACGUCCACGUCCACGUCCACGUCCACGUCCACGUCGAGGCCGUCAAUCAAAAUCACAUCAUCUCAAUCGGAGGAAUAUCAGCACAGGUUGGCCGACGUAUGCUCCCGCGCCACCGUCAAUGACCAGCUCAACGUGAUUUUCCAACAAGACAAAACCGGCGACUCGACACACGUCACGGCAGAUUUACUCUACCCGGCCGCCAAAGCGCGGGUCGAAAAAAAGGUCAAAGCAGGCGCGUCGGUUGUCGAGGCCGCGAACUUCGCGGCAGUCGUGUGCUGGGAGCCGCCGGAGGCAACAGCGCAGACGACCCUGUCCGAGACGGAGCUGCAGGAUCUCGCCGUGGAGAGGCCGAUCUUCGCGUCCUUCAUCCGGCAGAUGCAGGAGGUCAGAAUACGGACGCUCGGCCGCGACCAGGCGUACUGGAACAUGUCGCUCAUGGCGCGGGAUCCGGAGCGCAAGGACAAAGGCGCGGUGAGGGCCGUGAUUGAGCCGUACGUGGCGCGGGCGAGGCGUGAAGGCGUGCCGAUCUGGUUGUGCGCGGGGAACGAGAGGGCCAGGGAUGUUUAUGAGUAUCUUGGGUUCAGGACCGUGGGGAUAACCUGGUCGUACCCCGUGGAGAAGGUCGAGGGCGAUGGACAGGUCGGGCUGCCGACUUGGUGUAUGGUUUGUAAUUGGCCGGUGGAACAAUUGGAACGGAACAAAAUGGUCGUGAUGGAGGGGCAUGCUUGAAUGCCUGAGGCGGAUGGGUAGCGAGAAGGAGUGGUAUGAUGGGCGGGUUAGAGCGCGCUUAGAAAGUAU
Messenger RNA from Exophiala xenobiotica, 918 nucleotides. RefSeq lists its product as uncharacterized. The transcript has a single exon. Gene Ontology annotation, molecular function: acyltransferase activity, transferring groups other than amino-acyl groups. NCBI's taxonomy places the organism in Eukaryota, Fungi, Ascomycota, Eurotiomycetes, Chaetothyriales, Herpotrichiellaceae. The record is from RefSeq and is a predicted model, not a curated record. Bases 1 to 849 code for a protein of 282 amino acids.